Aspergillus luchuensis is the source of this 315-nucleotide messenger RNA. RefSeq lists its product as uncharacterized. The record is from RefSeq and is a predicted model, not a curated record. The coding region runs from base 1 to 315 and encodes 104 amino acids. Lineage: Eukaryota; Fungi; Ascomycota; Eurotiomycetes; Eurotiales; Aspergillaceae. The transcript is spliced from 2 exons.
AUGGACAUCACUGCUUCCCCACUUCGCAAGCACAUAAAGGCAUCCCCCGAUUGUCCUUCUCUUCCGUCUUCCAAGACAACCAACGGACAUCUAUCCUCUUUCAUCAUGCCGCCCUACGUACACACUGGCCCAGUCGAUUGCUCCCAGGACGCAGACUGCAGCUCCUUGGCGGGCAAAACCGCCAUCGUCACAGGCGGUGCCAACGGCCUUGGUGAAGCCUAUGUGCGCGCUCUCGUCGCAGCCGGUGUCUACGUCUGUAUCGGUGACAUCGACACACAGAAAGGUCCGAAACUUGAAGCCGAGCUACCAGGGUAA